AAUCAUUCAAGUUUGAUGGUCGAUUAAUACAACUAACAGGAAUCCAGACUGAUACAUUAGGAAGAUCAUUAUAUGAGAUGGCUAUAGGAGGAGGUGCUUUUGGUCAAGUAUAUCGUAGCAAUGAUUCUGAAGUAUUUGGAAUUCCUGUCGCCGUCAAAAAGAUACAAACAACGGUCUAUGAACAAGCCGAAAAACACGCCCGAAUGGAAAUGAUGGCUAUUAGACUAUUGAAUCCAUUUAUACUCCCGCUCAUAGCUUUUGCUAAGAAGUCAAAUGGAGAAACUUGGUUCAUUACUCCCUAUUUUGAAAAUGGUGAUCUCAAAAAGGCUAUUAAAGAUGGUAAAGCUAGUGAAGAUAAGAUGAAAAUCAAUCUGCAGAGUACACGAGUAAGGAUUGCGCUGCACAUUGCAUUAGCGAUAAAGUAUAUUCACACUGAAGUACCAAAUGUUAGGGGUGCUAUUCUUCACAAAGACAUAGCAUCUUCAAAUGUUGUGUUAGAUAAAAAUCUGAAUGCACGUCUCAUAGACUUCGGAUUGGCCAGAGAAAAAAAUGAUACAUCGAAAACCUACUCUGAAAAAGCUGGUUAUACACAUCCUCAAAAAGGCAACGAUGCUAUUAAAGAGAGUUUAGAUUAUUAUAACUUUGGAAUAAUUAUCCGGGAACUAUUGACAAGCCUAGGACCUGCAGAAAAAAAUCCAGUUCAAUUAGAGAACAUGGAUGUAAAUCAGAUUAGAGAUAACUUGGAUAGAAAAGUUUGGGUCGAUGAAGAAAUAAGAGAAACGCUUAAUGAAUUGUCCCAGAUGUGUUUAGAGAAGUUUACAUGGACUAUCGAAGAUUUUGAAACAAAUAUUAUUGAAAAAUUACAAGACAUUGUAUGGAAAAAAGGAAUACCCAUGUAUGAAUGUCAAGAGGAAAAAUGUCAUCAUUGUAUCAUUAAUCCAAUCUCUAAAAAUUCUUCGUUGACCGAUAAUCAUUAUGCCAACUGCAAUCAGAAGAUACAAGUCUGUAUUGCCUGCGAGAAAAAUAGUAUUCUAAAUCCAGUAACAUGUUAUUGUGGAGCGACAUUGAAAUCUGUGAUAGGCAGUAAAUGGGGAGCAUUACUUAUUGCGGGUGAUGAUGAAAAUCCUGACAAAGCAGCAGCCAUGAAGAGAGAAAUACUUGAGUUAGAGAGAGUAGUUACCUCAAAGGCACCACGCAUUAUUGGUAUAAGUAAAUGUAACGUGAGGACAGUUGUACCGGUCGAUACAAAGGCAGACACCAGAAAGGAAGAAACGCCAACAUGGACGAAAAUUCAGGAGCAUAUUGCAUACUUUGCUAAAAAUGAUGAUAUCGAUACAUUAUUGAUAUACAUUUCGUGCCAUGGAGAUGACGGGGGGCUAAAUGAGUAUUCCGAAACAAACAUGUUUCAGCUUGGGAAAUCAUCAGAGUUGAUAUCAUUAAAUGCCUUUGAAGAACAGUUACAAACAUUGAACAAAAUUGAUAAACUGAUUCUAUUUCUUGACCGUUGUUUUCCCCCAAUGGUAGAAUUUGAAGAUAAACAGAGAAAAUUCGUUCAGAUGAAUGCAUGCAGCGAGGAUAAAAAGGCAAUUUUAAAAGAUGAAGGCAGUUUAUUUACAACGUAUGUUAUUCAAGGAUUAAAAGCUAGAUCAGAGAAAAGAGAAUGUUCUGAGAAUUGCCAGCAUUGUUUAUCCUAUUGGGACAAGAGGACAGAAUACAUAUCCAUUGAUAGCUUAUUUGAUUACGUUAACAAACACUUAAAACAUAAGGCACCUCCUCCAAAUAGGCAUCUAAAAAGUACUUGGGAUGACAUUGCUUUUUUUACAGAAGAUGUGGUUCAUAUAGAAUUUUCUUCAAAAGAUGGAAAAACACCAAUUCGUCUUCCACUUGAAUAUCUGAAAAACAUUAAUGAGGUCAAACUUAUGCUUCUUAAGGCAUUCAAAGUUGAUACAGAAACACACGAGGUCAAAAUAGAAAAGGACAUAUUUAGGAAUGAUCAAGAAGCAGAUGAUGAAUGCAAAACAUUGGAACAGGUUAUGGAAGCCUGGGUUAAUAGAUUUCCAUUACUGGUUUCCUUUUCGAAGAAAAAGGAGACAUAAUUGCGCGUUUGCAAAGGUUUUUCAGAGGGAAGAACUAUUUAUGACGGUAUUGUAUUCAUAUGUGCGUGAUUUAAGUGUAAUCUCAACUUUUGUUAAAUGAUACAUAUAUACAGCUAACGCCCUCUUGACAGCACAUGCCUCUGGUACGGUCAUCCGUUAUAAUAUAACAUAGUUACAACGCAGUCUGUAUAGGUUUUUUAACUUAUUUUUCAUUAGUUCUUCCACGGAAAAAAAUUAUAAAACAUGUAGCUCAAACUGUAAACUCAAUUUCUUGUUCAGGAAUGUGAUAAAAAAAACAAAUCUUACAACAACAAAUUGUGUUGGUAUAAAUUCAAAACAGCGUUUUCUUUUUUCGAGCCCUUGUGUAGAAAAUCUUUUGUUGAUGAUAUCAUAUAGCGGGCAUGCAAUGCUGGUUGUGGUUAUAUGGUGUCAUGCCAUAAAAAUGACAUGUUGAUGAUGUUAUAUAAUGGAUAUGCAAUGAUGAUUGUCUUAGUAUGAUGCCAUGUCAUAUGUAUACCAUAUUGAUGAUAUUAUAUAGUGGACAUGCAAUACUGGUUGUGUUAUGAUGAUCUUAUAUUGUGUAUGUUGUAGUAUGUUCUUAUGUCAUAUGUUGGUCAUGUUGAUCAUAUGUGCAACUGGUGUAAUAUGUAAUAUGUUUAUAUGUUUACGUGUUAUAUUUACAGAACAUUUUGAUGAUGUGUAAUUUUUAAAAGUUUUUUUGUUUUGGUGUUGAAUAAUAUGUAACAUGUUUGAUUAUAUACAAAUAUGGACUUUUUAGCUGUUGAAAAUGUACUGAAAAUAUUAAUAUUAACUGAGGUGACAGCCGAGGUCAAUAUCAUUUUUUUCAGUAAAUAUCACAUCAUUUUCAACAGCUUAAGGUGACAGCGGAGUCAAUUAUCACUGAAAAUACAUAAAACGAGAUUUUUGCUUGGUAGAUUUAUUAACCUUUUCUGAGCACAUUCGUGAUUUAAUUUUGGAAGCAGUUAGUCCGAAAAAUGUGUUUUAAAACGUUUUUAAACGGUACCUAUACCCUUUUUUAUCUGCUAUUCGCGUAACCUGUCAAUUAUCGAUAGCGCUCCGCCCCCUGUUUAGGCAUCAAUGAGGGAAAUCGGUUGUUCCAUAUAUCCGUGAAUUACCGCUCCAUAAUACUCGUAAUACAUGUAUCGUACAAAUACUGAACAUCUUUUAUGAAUAUCUCGACAUUUAUUGUCUACCUUUUAUUUAGCCUUUUUUUAUAAAUUAUGAAAUUGUCGACCAAUGUACGUAACAUAAAGUAUGUAACAUAAAUAAUUAAGCAUAGCGGAAAAUCGCACGACCACGGAUUGACUGCUAAAAUAUCCAUAAUGUGUGAAAUAAUAAUUUGUUUGUCCCGUUAAUCUGAUUGAUAUUACAUUGAGUUUAUGGACUUUUGUACGGAUUCAAGGGCUUGCUUUACAUUCAACCUCGUAUCUAACAAUGUCAAGUAAAACAACAACAAAAAACAACAUUUUUUAUGUGAACGCCUAUAUGACUUCUUAUUUCUCUCUAUUUUGUGGUAAGGGGUCCCUGACAAAUUUCUAAACCAUUUUUAUGAUUGCCUAAGGAUGAUUAUUUCUCUAUGAAUCAAUAAAAAAGAUAUUAAAAUAUAUUAUCAGUGAAUGCUUUGAAUAAAUUGUUCGCAAGUAAAUCACGUUAAGAUUUGAUAUAUAAACUGAUUUUAAUCAGCAGCUUUUUAAUUGGUCAGAUGUCACUGGGUCAUAAAAUGUUGUUAGAGCAUGUUAAAGGCAAAUUGUGACCCUCUCUAGUGCGAUAUUUGUGUGUUAUGCAAUUAAUAAGCGUGAAAAGUAGGGGUCCGUGAGAGAACAGCCGAUUUAUGACACUUCGUUUGAUGCGGGUCGGACUAACUUUUAAUCGGCAUAACUUUUUUAAUAAUCAAGCAAUUAACAUGCGGUUUGAAUCACAUGAAAGGGAAUUCAUUUACAGAGGGAACCGUGUCAGGGAUUUUUGUUUGCUCAAUUAGCGACUUAAUUAUCUUUCAUUACGUAGUAUGUAUGGUGAAAAAAGUCGCAUAAAAUGUUUGACGUUACGUAAUAUUUUUUUGAGAAAAUAUAGAAAAAAUAUGAGACACGGUUCCCCAGAUAUUAUAAGUAUGUUAAUAUACCAAAAGUUUGAUGACAAAAAAAUAAAAAAAUGACUUUGAUAUAAGGAUUUAAAAUUUUAGGAUUUUUAUUCAAAAUCAAUCAUUUACAAUGCAAUUUUUUCAAAUAUGUUAUUUUUUAUGAUGGUCAACGACAUUUAAUGCACAAAGAUUAGAUAAAUAACAAUUAUUAUUAAAAUAAGUUGGUUUAAAUGACAUUUGUGUGAGUACCAUGGAAAGUGUCUGUUGUCACCUUACAAAGUACAUAUUUGUAUAUUAUAUAUAUAUCAUUGUAUUAUAUAAUCUCAUAUUAUACUCAUUUUAAAAACAAAGAUUUCGUGUGCUGCUUGUUUAUUUGACCAGGAUGACAUGAAACAGUGUAUACACUUAUGUAAAUAUUUUAUAUAUAAACAUGUACAUAUACAGUUUUGGUAUGUAAACUUGACACUAUGCAUAUAAGUAAUUAUGAAUAUGCGUGCGUGCAUGCGCGCAAUUGUGGAUAUCUUCUGGGGUUUUUUUCAUGUACAUUUACUGUAUUAAAGAAUAUGCAUACGACUCUGUGUUUGUGUGCAUGUGUAUGAGUGUGUGGGCGCGCGCGUGUGUGAAAGGGUUGAGUAAAUACGGUUUUGAGUAAAUAUAUAUUGAUAAUUUGUUUACCACAACUUGUGAUAUGUUUGACCAGCUUGAAAUUUCGCUUUACUACAAUAUUUGUACUCUUAUUUAUCUACCAUUUUUUUAU
Ruditapes philippinarum (Manila clam) is the source of this 4951-nucleotide messenger RNA. RefSeq lists its product as uncharacterized. Bases 78 to 2096 code for a protein of 672 amino acids. The transcript is spliced from 12 exons. NCBI's taxonomy places the organism in Eukaryota, Metazoa, Mollusca, Bivalvia, Venerida, Veneridae. Gene Ontology annotation, cellular component: plasma membrane. The record is from RefSeq and is a predicted model, not a curated record. Gene Ontology annotation, molecular function: ATP binding; protein kinase activity. Gene Ontology annotation, biological process: protein phosphorylation.